This is a messenger RNA of Danaus plexippus (monarch butterfly), 3890 nucleotides long. It is a transcript of the gene su(w[a]), whose product is annotated as protein suppressor of white apricot. Gene Ontology annotation, biological process: mRNA 5'-splice site recognition; RNA processing. Lineage: Eukaryota; Metazoa; Arthropoda; Insecta; Lepidoptera; Nymphalidae. The coding region runs from base 125 to 3058 and encodes 977 amino acids. The transcript has 14 exons. Gene Ontology annotation, molecular function: RNA binding. The record is from RefSeq and is a predicted model, not a curated record.
AUUUCUGUGACAACGACAAAAAGCAAAUGGCCGGUUGAAGUUUUUGUUGUUGAUCGUUCUGCUGUUUUGAAAUUAAAGUGAAUAUUGCAUUAUAAUUUGGUGGAAAUAUUAUUUUGUUGUUAAAAUGUCUCUGAAAUGGACUGGAAAUCACAAUGAAACUGGUAUACUAAGAAAGAGUGAUGCAAGCAGAGAGAAGAAAGAAGAGUUAUUCGUGUUCGGGUAUUCGUGCAAACUGUUCAGGGAUGAUGAUAAAGCUCUGCACAUUGACCAAGGAAAGCAUCUCAUUCCGUGGAUGGGGGAUGAAACUUUGAAAAUCGACAGGUAUGACGCAAGAGGGGCCCUCCAUGAUUUGGUGUCCUUAGAAGCUCCACCUGGUGGCUUCGACUGGCGUGUGGAGCUUUCCAGAUCUGAACAGGAUGUGGAACAGCUCUGUGAUGAGGAGAGAUACCGGGCCCUACAUACUGAUGAAGAUGAGGAAGAAAUGUAUAAGGAGGAAGAGCUUAAACGGCUCCAUGCAGCAGGUUAUGGUCAAGUCGGCUUCAACUAUGACGCUCCAGCUGAAACACCUCCUGAACCUCCAGUAGAAAUUGAAGAGCCCUUUGAACCUACAGCUUCAUUUAAAGAACUGCUGCCUUCAAAUACAGAAUUUCCUCCAACACAGAAGCAAAAUGCAAUUAUUGAAAAGACAGCCAAGUUUAUAGCACAUCAAGGUACCCAAAUGGAAAUUCUUAUUAAGGCCAAACAGGGUGACAAUCCCCAAUUUCAAUUUCUCAACAAAGAUUCAUCACUACAUCCCUACUACACGACCCUUAUAGCAUUGGUCAAAGCUGGAAAGUGGCCGGAGAAGGCAGAGGUUGUUGAAGAAAAACAUGAAACAAAUGAGGAGUACCUUCAUCCAAGCUUAGCAUCAACUGUUAUAGAAUCGGCUCCUUCGAUACCGAGCAUUCACUACAGGCCGUCUGCAGAUUGUGACUAUACUUUACUGAUAUCAAAAAUGAGGGGCGAGACAUUGGAUGAGUACUCCGACCUGGCACCUGGCGAGGUGGCGCCCCCGGGAACUGAACCUGUGCUACCAAGGGCUGAUAUCAUGAAGGCACCGGUCAUGUACAAUAGAGGAGAACCAGUUCCACCGAUUCCUCAAACUGUGCAACAUCAUCAGUAUGCAGCGUACUACACACAGUAUAUGGCUCAUCUAACACAACCACAGACACAAGCACACACGCCACAGACGACAGUUGAAAAACCAGCACCGACCAUAUCUCCAACGGAAUCCACCGGUUUAAGUCUUAUGAAGAACUACAACACGGACAGUGAAAGCGAAGAAUCAGAAUCAGAAGAGAAUUCUAAGCAAGGAAGCAAAGACAAUGUGUUAGUUCCACCGAACGAUAUUCAUGUGGUCAUAGACAAGAUGGCGGCAUACGUAGCGCGGAACGGUGACGAGUUCGAAAAAAUUGUUCGGUCUAAAAACGAUCCGAGAUUCACAUUCUUAGAUGACAGUAAUAUAUAUCAUCCAUACUACAAGAAAUUGAUGCUUGAGAAAAGAGGUGUCCCAAAUGGAAAGGAUAAAAACGAAAUUGAUAAAGCAAUCCCCGUGUCGUUUUCAAUAAAGAAACAUAAGGAACCGGAACCGAUUCUCCCGAAGCCAGCACUUCCAUACGAGUCGAGCACAGAUGGUGAGGAAGAAAAUAAAGAAGCCGAUAAACGUGAAGCACCUAAGGAAGUGCCAGUCACUAAUAUACCGCAGACACAUCUCACUAACAACAGUAACAGUAUUCCGCCUAUUGUUGUAUACAAAAUGGAAGCAGUACAGGCCAACAAUCUGCCUUUAGUGAAAACAUAUGAACCUUGCAACAUUGGCAAAGCAAUUACUGAAGUCAGUGAGAAUCCUAAGGAAGCGGUUGUUCCUCAAGUAGGUGAAAAAAUUACAGAAAAUGUCUUACAGCCCCCUGCUGAAAUUAAAAAGGAGAAUUCGCCGGAAAAAAAAGUUGUCGAACGGGCCAAAGAAAAAGAUAAGAGUCCCAGGGAUAAGAGUCCUAAAGAAAGGAGUCCUAAAGAAAGGAGUCCUAAAGAAAAGAGUCCUAAAGAUAAGAGCCCUAAAGAUAAGAGUCCUAGGGAUAAAAGUCCUAGAGACAGGAGCCCUAGAGAUAAAAGGAAAUCUAGAGAUCGAAAAAAGGAUUAUAGAUCAAGAAAUGAUAGGGAAUCGAGAAGAUCCGAUCGGAGAAAUGAUGACAGAGACAAAGAACGCGAGAGAAAGAGAGACAGAGAGAGUGACAGGGAUGGAAAAAGAAAGAAAUAUAAAGACGCCAUAGAAACAGAAAUUAUAUCAUUAGAAGAUAAUUCUGAUGAAAUGAUUGAUUUGACCGGCGAGCAAUCCGACUCCAGAGGCGAAGAGACGGAGGCGGAUCGUUGCAAGCAGCAGCAGCGUCGUCGCCGUGCGGCGGAGUUCCUCCGACGUGUGUCCUCCUCCCGCACGAGGACUAGCCACGGGACCGACCGCAACCCUCGCCCACCGACCGCUACUCUACCGCACUCCUCACUAGCCAGCGCCAUGGUUGACACAUUAGAAUCAUUGUACAAAAAGAAAAACGAGGAAGACGAAAAGAAGAAGCGAAGAGAGAAACGACGGCAACGAGAUAAAAGAGAUUAUGAAGAAGAAUCCGACAGAUACAAGAAAAACAAAAGAAGGAAGAAUAGGUCUUCAGAAGAGGAAGACUCAGAUGGACCAGGUUCCAAAAAGAAGAAGAGAAGGAAAGAGAAAAGCCAUUCCUCUAAAAGCCAGAAAAAAACGAGAGACACAGAGAUAGGUGAAAAGCCACAGCAAAUUAACAUCGAUAUAACGAACACACUCAAGGAGCUAAGGAACUCGUCCCCCACAAAAGAACUAAGAUUAAGAGAGGAGAAGCUUUUAAUAAAAGAUAAUUCCGAUGGAGAGAAAAGUAUGAAGAGCAUAAAGAGAGAUAGAGAGUACAGCGAGGGAGAGUGGUCCAGCGAUAGUAAUAAUGACUCCGGCUUAAGUGACAACAAUGCGGAACAAACCGUAGCUGGGAAAUCAAAUUAAGACAUUCAAAAAUUCAUGGUUGCUGUAAAUUACAUACACGUAGACAAAUGCUUGUUAAUAAAUUUAAAGAAAUUCAAAUAUUAAUAUAGAAUCAUCAUCAUUAUUAUUAUUAUAUUACUGAAACUAUAUUUUUGUGACUAAGUUUCAUUUAUUGCUUAUUGUAAUUGCGAUUGACGGGAAUAUAUAUAUAUAUAUAUAUAUAUAUAUAUAUAUAUAUAUAUAUGUAUUUUUUACAUAAAUAUAUAUUUUUAUUUUGUAUUCUUUUUUUGAGUAACUUUAAUGUACAUAGCUCAUGAUAUUUUAUCUAUUUCAAUCUUUUCAACACAACAAAGAUAUAUUAAAUUAAAUUAAACAAGAAUGUUAUUUAUAUCAUUGUUGUUUCAAUGCAUAAAUAAAAUCAAUUAGAAAAUAUUCUAAGAUUCUGUUAACUUCGACGAGAUAAAGAUUUAGUACUUGCUACAGCCCGACUUCAUGAUUGUAUGUAUAUACAUAUUAUAUUCUGUAAGGGUUGUAGAAAUUUAGUAAUGUAACAGCUCACUAGUGGCGUCAUCUGUUGUGGCGAGUAGAUUUAGUAGUUUAGAGUAAAUUUUGAAGUCUAAGGAUGAAUUUUUAAUAGACAUUUUUAUAUUUUUUUGAUUUUGAAAGAAUGUAUAUAUUUUGUUCAAUUUUUUUCUAAUUCGAAUGUUUCUUGUUUGUUUCCAAGAAAACAAAGCUUGGAGUAUAAUGAACGGAUAAUGACUUUGUUUCUUUCUGAACGAUUGGGUACAUUUGUGUCAAUGUUGCAUUUUUGCACAAAACAUAUGUAUGUGUAUAAUAAAUGUGAUGUUUUUAA